GGCACUAUUGUUGAGUUGGAAUGCUAGGAUUAUCAUAUUGCUUUAGGGGACAGGACGAUUUAAAGGAGGUACCUUGCAGUCCUAUUUUACAGAUUGGAAGCAUCGGUUUAAGGGCACUGGCAGAAUCCUUUGCUUGUUCUCCGCAGCAGCCACUGCUGUGUCAGUACAGUGUGGAAUGGAAGUCCUGGUUGGUAGUCUGUUAUGGAAACGCUGUUUACUGUUAUUGUAGUACCGUGGUGACAACAUGCCAUUGAAAUGGAAAACGAGCUCUCCUGCUAUCUGGAAAUUCCCAGUUCCUGUGCUUAAAACAUCCAGGUCAACUCCACUUUCUCCAGCAUACAUAUCUCUUGUGGAAGAGGAAGACCAACAUAUGAAACUGUCCCUUGGAAGCAGCGAAAUGGGCCUCUCUUCCCAUUUGCAGUCUUCCAAGGCAGGAACUACACGCAUCUUUACCAGCAAUACCCACAGUUCUGUCGUGUUACAGGGAUUUGACCAGCUUCGACUUGAAGGAUUGCUUUGCGAUGUGACCCUGAUGCCAGGUGACACAGAUGAUGCCUUUCCCGUGCAUAGAGUCAUGAUGGCGUCUGCUAGUGAUUACUUCAAAGCCAUGUUCACAGGUGGAAUGAAAGAACAAGAUUUAAUGUGCAUUAAGCUUCAUGGUGUGAGCAAAGUUGGUCUAAGGAAAAUUAUUGAUUUCAUUUAUACUGCAAAGCUUUCUCUUAAUAUGGACAACCUUCAAGACACGCUGGAAGCUGCCAGCUUUCUACAGAUUCUGCCGGUUUUGGACUUCUGUAAAGUAUUUCUUAUAUCCGGGGUCACUUUAGACAAUUGUGUUGAAGUUGGGCGGAUUGCAAACACCUAUAAUUUGACUGAAGUGGAUAAAUAUGUCAAUAGUUUCGUCUUAAAGAAUUUUCCUGCACUGCUGAGCACUGGGGAGUUCCUGAAACUCCCUUUCGAGCGUCUUGCCUUUGUGCUCUCCAGUAAUAGCCUUCAGCAUUGCACUGAACUUGAGCUCUUUAAGGCCACCUGUCGCUGGCUUCGCCUGGAAGAGCCUCGAAUGGACUUUGCUGCAAAAUUAAUGAAGAACAUCCGAUUUCCACUGAUGACACCACAGGAGCUCAUUAAUUAUGUGCAAACAGUAGAUUUCAUGAGAACUGACAAUACUUGCGUGAAUUUGCUUUUGGAAGCCAGCAAUUACCAAAUGAUGCCAUAUAUGCAGCCAGUUAUGCAGUCAGACAGGACUGCCAUUCGUUCUGACACCACUCACUUAGUUACACUAGGAGGAGUGCUGAGACAGCAGCUGGUUGUCAGUAAGGAAUUGCGCAUGUAUGAUGAAAAGGCCCAUGAGUGGAGAUCCCUAGCUCCCAUGGAUGCUCCAAGGUACCAACAUGGCAUCGCUGUCAUUGGAAAUUUCCUCUAUGUCGUUGGUGGACAGAGUAAUUAUGACACAAAAGGAAAAACAGCAGUCGAUACAGUGUUCAGAUUUGAUCCUCGAUACAAUAAAUGGAUGCAAGUUGCAUCUUUAAAUGAAAAGCGCACCUUCUUCCACCUAAGUGCCCUGAAAGGAUAUCUGUAUGCAGUUGGUGGACGAAAUGCAGCUGGGGAACUGCCUACAGUAGAAUGUUACAAUCCAAGAACAAAUGAAUGGACCUAUGUUGCCAAAAUGAGUGAGCCUCACUAUGGACAUGCUGGAACUGUGUAUGGAGGGGUGAUGUACAUUUCAGGAGGAAUUACUCAUGACACGUUCCAAAAAGAGCUCAUGUGCUUUGACCCUGACACUGACAAAUGGAUCCAGAAGGCACCGAUGACCACUGUCCGAGGCCUGCAUUGCAUGUGUACAGUGGGAGAAAGGCUGUAUGUCAUCGGUGGCAAUCACUUCAGAGGAACCAGUGAUUAUGAUGAUGUCUUAAGCUGUGAAUACUAUUCACCUAUCCUUGACCAGUGGACCCCUAUUGCUGCCAUGCUAAGAGGGCAAAGUGAUGUUGGGGUUGCUGUCUUUGAAAAUAAAAUCUAUGUGGUUGGUGGGUAUUCUUGGAAUAAUCGUUGUAUGGUAGAGAUAGUGCAGAAAUAUGAUCCAGAUAAGGAUGAAUGGCAUAAGGUUUUUGAUCUCCCAGAGUCCCUUGGUGGCAUUCGAGCUUGUACACUCACAGUUUUUCCACCUGAAGAAACUACACCAUCACCUUCUAGAGAGUCCCCUCUUUCUGCACCCUAACAUCAUCCCUACAACUAAGAUGCUAUAGUCUUAUCUUUGCAAUGUGUCAUGAAUUCUCUUCUUUUUUCCCCCCUUAAGUAGUAUAUGUGUUAGAAUUAGCCUCCAGUAAUUGAUACAGAUACCGAAAAAAAGAUGAUAUUGAUGUUACUUGUGCUGUUUGUUUGGCCUAGAGUGUUUCUAAAGUGAUAACAAAACCAUCCUGAAACUGUAUCCCAUAGAAGCUGAUAUUUAACAUAUGAAAAAAGGUAUUAUCUAUGAAAUGUUUCUUCAGUACUUUUUAAUGCUGUGUACUGGGUGUGAGGUAUUUGUCAUCUUACAUUAUAAGCCAAGUUGAAGGUGGACUAUAGUAAAUGUACAACCGUGCUCACUAGGCUUCGAAGUAAAAAGUUUUCCUUUUGUCUUUGAUUGUAAGAUGUCAAAGGGAGGCAGCCUGCUCCAAUGGGAAACAACAUACAAAAGGUUGCCAACUCGCAUGAGCUACCUCCCUCUUUUCAUAAAGUAUUUUUGACAUAUCUGUCAACCCGCCUGACUGUGUGGGUGCAUUGAGAACAUAUAAAGUUUCUUAGACACACAGGAGAAAUAACUGAAAUUCACAGAUAUUGAUUUUAAAAAAGCAUGACCCCUCUGCUUAUUACUGAAAGGCUGGGGGUUUUUAAGUGUGUUUAAAUACACACAUGUACUUAUUUUAAAAAACACAAAAUUUUAAAAAUUGUCAAAUCAAAUAAGUGUGGAGUUCAAAAAUUUCUUCUCAGAAGCAGCUUCCAUUAAAAUGGGAAUUCAGUAUGCACAUACUGAAUGCACAGAUGUAGAAUCGUAUGAAUUUAAGUGUAUAAGGGCUAGAAAUUUUGAGCAACUAAAUUUGUCACUUGACCAAAUUUUAUCUUCAAAAAUUGUAUUCUACUCCUUCUCCUUUGCUGUUGAGGUAACUUGCAUACUAUAUGUAAUCUGUAUACUCUCAGUUUGUGAGGUUAUUUAGCACAAAAUAUAGCAGCUUCAUCGGGAGAGCUGUUUUUGCUCAAUGAAUUCAACUUCCAUGU
Molecule: messenger RNA, 3249 nt
Organism: Fukomys damarensis (Damara mole-rat)
Lineage: Eukaryota; Metazoa; Chordata; Mammalia; Rodentia; Bathyergidae
Gene: Klhl13
Product: kelch like family member 13
Exons: 7
Coding region: 245-2212 (655 amino acids)
Biological process (GO): protein ubiquitination; regulation of cytokinesis
Cellular component (GO): Cul3-RING ubiquitin ligase complex
Molecular function (GO): ubiquitin-protein transferase activity; cullin family protein binding
Source: RefSeq, a predicted model, not a curated record